AACUUCCUUCAAUUUGUAUAUAGUUAUAUCGUGAAUCGCUUUGUAAUUACACUAAAAUGAGUGAAACAAUUCUACCAAAAUAUAUUCAAGAUCAUUUGGAUCGAAUUAGCAGGGAAAAUGGUUUUAUUGAUUAUUCGAUGGAAGUGAAACAAGGCACACAAGUUGGAGAGGGAUUUAUGAGUGAAUUAUCGUGCAUCACUAUUACGGAGCGAAACGACGAAAAACAAUUGCACCUUAUAUGCAAGGUGGCACCGUUUGCCAAGAAUCGCCGAAAGGAAUUUAUUUCGGAUAUGGCAUUUGCUCGUGAGGCUGAUUUUUAUACCAAAGUUAUGCCAUGUUUUGAUAAAUUCCAAAAAGAAAAAAGCCUAUCGAAGGAUGACCAAUUUUUGUCAUAUCCAAAGUGCUAUGGUGCAACAAUCGAUCAUGAAAAUGAGCACUAUGCAAUAAUUUUAGAAGAUCUUCGUCCGCAACAAUUUAAAAUGUGGCCCAAAGUUAAAACAUCACCGAUUGAAAAUGCCAGGCUGUCGAUGCGUGAAAUUGGUAAAUUUCAUGCGCUCUCAUUUGCAAUGAAAGACCAAAGACCACAGGAAUUUGCUGAAUUUAAAAAAUUUACGGAUCUUUUCAAACAUUUCUUUGAGUCGAAAACCAGUCAAGUUAUGCUUGAGACUUCAUACGAUCAAGCUAUUGCAGCACUAAAACGUGAAGAUCAUAAGAAUAUCUUGAGAAAAUUAAAGGAUAACUUUUUAGAAUAUUUCGAUGAAUGCCUCAACGAAAAAUCGGCAAAUUAUUUCGGAGUGAUUUGCCAUGGCGAUUUUUGGAACAAUAACAUUUUAUUCAAAUUCGAUGAAAAUGAUAUUGCCCAAGAUAUUCGAUGUUUAGAUUGGCAAAUUCUUCGUUAUGGCUCACCAGCAAUCGAUAUAGUUUACAAUCUCUUCACGUCCACCGAUAAAACACUACGGGACAAGGAUUAUGACAAUUUACUUCAAUUAUACUAUAAAUCAUUGUCGAAAACCAUAAGACUCCUGGGAAGUAAUCCGGACGAAUUGUUUACGUUUGAUAAUUUGCAAUUUGAAUUAAAACGAUGUGGUCUUUAUGUACCUUUGCUAGCGCCAAUUCUGAUACAAAUCUCUCAGGCAUCAUUAAGUGAUUUAACGAAUUUGGAUGAUAUGUGUGAUAAAGCAGUGAAUGGAGAAAAAAAUUCCGAUGGUUUAGUUGGUGACUUGAGCGGAAAAGCCCAACUGGAAUUUGAGAGACGCUUGAAUGGUGUCUUUGAAGAUGUUGUCGAAUUGGGAUAUUGUGAAAAGAUUUUGUAAACAAGCCAACACAAUUAUUUGAAUGAAAUAAAAUACAAUAAAAACUGACAUUUUUUUUCUUGCAAA
Messenger RNA from Contarinia nasturtii (swede midge), 1379 nucleotides. RefSeq lists its product as uncharacterized. The coding region runs from base 57 to 1313 and encodes 418 amino acids. The transcript has 3 exons. The record is from RefSeq and is a predicted model, not a curated record. Lineage: Eukaryota; Metazoa; Arthropoda; Insecta; Diptera; Cecidomyiidae.